Molecule: messenger RNA, 618 nt
Organism: Trichoplusia ni (cabbage looper)
Lineage: Eukaryota; Metazoa; Arthropoda; Insecta; Lepidoptera; Noctuidae
Exons: 4
Coding region: 36-587 (183 amino acids)
Source: RefSeq, a predicted model, not a curated record
AGGUCGCCUGCUUCUCAUCCCUGAUACCCUCGGCCAUGUCCUUCAACCUGCUGGCAGCCAAAGCUGUGGCAAGCCAGGCGGCGCAGGACCUGGCCGCUAUCAAAGCUGACACCAUCGGCGCUAGCAAGGAAGCUGUCCUCAAAGCCGUGUCUGAAAUCACUGAUAUUGCAACUUCAGGUCUUGUGCAAAAAGGUCAAGCACUGAAAGCUGCUGCGGGUGCAAUCUUGGGUUCCAUUUUGAACGGCGCGACGUCUGCGGGCUCCACCCUCGCCAGGGCAGGCAUCGACAUGGUAGCCGCCAAACUGGGUCUCAUCGACCCCCCAGUGCCACAGGUUCCCUUCGUAGAAGAGAAUGAAACCGUGGCUGAAGUCUCAACACAGAAACCUCAACCCAUUAGCGCUGUCGAAGCCAGGUCUUCAAACAACAGGCCAUCAUCAGCCUACCCAAAGCCUCUCGUCAAAGUGACUCCUCAGAGAAGCCAUUACAAGGCCCCCGUCUAUGGACCUUCAGGAAACGGUCCCAUUAUCUAUGAAAUCAUCAACACUCCGGGAGGUUACUCAAGCCCUUUAAGGUUUAGAUUUAAUUAAUUAAGAAAAAAUAUAGUUAAAUAUUACCAUA